Molecule: messenger RNA, 885 nt
Organism: Penicillium antarcticum
Lineage: Eukaryota; Fungi; Ascomycota; Eurotiomycetes; Eurotiales; Aspergillaceae
Product: thioesterase family protein
Exons: 4
Coding region: 1-885 (294 amino acids)
Molecular function (GO): fatty acyl-CoA hydrolase activity
Source: RefSeq, a predicted model, not a curated record
AUGCUACGACCAGUCCUUCGAACGCAGCUCGCAGCGCCGAUUUUGUCAUACCAGAUCCCUGCGUGCCGCCUGUCAUCGACUACCUCCUCUGCACAACAUGCCCGAGGCACCACCUCGGACCACGCGCUGGCAAAGCCGCAUACCAUCGACCCGCGAUGGCUUACAAUGAUCAAGCGACGGAUUGGGAAAUGCAUGAUGUUUGGACUGAAACCAGAUCAGGUUGAUGAAGGAGGGAAGAUACUGCAGCAAUUGGCCAAUGACUGGCGUGAAUUGAUUGCUGGAAGUGAGGGCUUCUUGACCGAUAAGAAGCGGCGUAGUUUGUUUCGGCAUAAUGUUGUCUGGGGUGAACAGCUGCUUGGUGGCCAUGUCAACAACGUCACCUACGUUCGAUAUGCCGAGACAGCCCGAGUAAACUGGACACGAAAUAUCGGAACUCACAUCGAUCCCGCAAAUAAGAAAGAAUGGAACAAUCUUGUUGGCUCGACGGGAAUUGGACUCAUCUUGCGAAGCAUCAAGGUGGACUAUAAAUUUCCCAUGACAUCGCCCGAUAAGAUAACUGUCUACCAAAGGCUGGUGCCCGACCCAAAUUCAUUUCUCGCGAGACAAUCUGCAUUCCAGCUGCAGGUCUUGAUCCUUUCAGAAGCAAAGCAACGUCCUGCUGCCCGUUGCCACGAGGAUAUUGUGACAUAUGACUACAAGAAGAACCAGAAGACACACAAUCUUCCUCCUUUUGUCAAGGACCAGUUCAAGGUUAUCUAUGAAUUACAGGAACAGGCUCAGAAGGAAUGGCAGCAGCAGGUUGCCGAGAUUGAGAAUCGGGUACGGACUCUUGAGCUUGAAAGCUGGGAUCGUGUGGAUGCCAUUGAGGAUAAAGGGUCUUCUUAA